Messenger RNA from Mesoplodon densirostris (Blainville's beaked whale), 717 nucleotides. RefSeq names its product lipocalin 9 (gene LCN9). Gene Ontology annotation, molecular function: odorant binding; small molecule binding. The record is from RefSeq and is a predicted model, not a curated record. NCBI's taxonomy places the organism in Eukaryota, Metazoa, Chordata, Mammalia, Artiodactyla, Ziphiidae.
AUGAAGCUGCUGUUGCUGUGUCCGGGGCUGACUCUAGUCUGUGCCCACAAGGAAGGAAACCCUGAUGUUGUAAGAAGCAACUUCGAUAUUUCAAAGAUUUCAGGGGAGUGAUAUUCCAUUCUCUUGGCCUCAGACACCGAAGAAAAUAUAGAAGAAAAUGGUAGCAUGAGAGUUUUUGUGGAGCACAUCCAUGCCGUGGAAAAUUUUUCUUUGUUCUUUAAAUUUCAUACAAAGGUAAGUGGAGCAUGUACUGACAUGUCUUUGCUUUCUGACAAAGCAGGAGAGGAUGGUGUAUAUAGUGUUACCUAUGAUGAAGACAAUAAAUUUCACAUACUUCAAACGAACUGUACUGAAUAUAUUUUUAUCUCAUGAAUGUCAACAACAAUGAAUCAUUUGCUGGAGCUCUACGCCCGAGAACCAGAUGAACCCCAAAUCAAGAAAAAGUUUGUGAAAAUUUACCAAAAAUAUGGGAUUGUUAAGGAAAACAUAUUUCCACGUUUCCAUAUUACCAAAGUCGAUCACUGUCUCCAGGCCCGAGGGAGUGGAGUGGCCCAGGCCUCCAGAAUUCUGGGAAGCACCAAGCUAAAUCACAAAUGCAAGGCCUGGUUUAAUGCUGUGCACUUAAGUAGCACACAGGAUGCCCCCAAGGCUUUUGGCCUGAGCAAUUGGAAGGAUGGAAUUGCCAUUUACUCCAGUUACCUAGAGGAGCCAGUUUAG